GUUUAGAUCACGAACACAUGUAAAUUAAUUCUAAUACGUAAAUCUUAAACCCAUAGAUUCUAGAUUAACCUAGAAACAUGCGCAUUGUUAUUGAUAGACCUGUGGAAUGUAUUAUAAUCAUGUAUUCAGUUUAGGCGGCAGUAGUGACUGAAUGCCUCUCCAAACAAACCCGUUACUCAACCAGAAAAACAAAAACAAAAGCCUAACAAUGACUAGAAUCUCAAGCUUCUGUGAGUAAUUAAACAAAUAUCUUGAUGGAUCACAUCGUUUUUCGAGCAAACUCAGUUUUUUGGUGGAUCAGUUGAUGUUUGAGUCCAGAGCCUGUUUGUGUAUUCAUAUCCAAGGUUUAGCUAAUAAUACAGCAGAUUCUUCCUGAGGGAUUGAAGUAUAAGCUGGUGAUUGGUGGAAACCGCUCUUGUGCCUCGUGCCAACCAUCAACACAGUCAGUUGUGAUUUCCAGUCAUAGAAAGAAGAUUGCAAACGCUAUUCAACAUGAAAUCCCAUCGCAUUGCUGCUCUAACUAUUACAUUGGGAUUCUUUAUUAAUGGCAUUCUAUCCAAUGACUCAGACAACGAAGUUGAAGAUGAGUGUAUUUGGGAAGACAGAAGUUACACUGGCGACCAACCUCCGUCAGUACUGAACGCAAAAGCAGAAUGUAACAAGGGUAAAUUAAUCUGGCAUCACCCUUACGGUGGUUUGAGAGCUUCGUUUCAUCCCGGUGCUCACAUCAAAGGAGGKUUCAAGCUAUGUUUCAAAUGUAAAAACCCAGAAGUGACGAUMUUUCGCGAGGGAGUGAAUAGCAUGACGUUGUUGAAAGAGGGACAUGAUUCCAAGGCGAAAAGUCAUUACUGCUUGCACUCUUCAAAGAAACACAUUGUCUUGUACAUCGAGGCAACUAAACUACACCAGAAUAAAAUGACACUUGACUACACUAUCAAACCACUCAAGAAGAAAUUCUUACACAGAAAUAAAGCAUGCAAACCGUGCAGAUAUGACAGAUUAUUUCAUUUAAUCUGCAAAAGUGAUUUUGCAAUAACUGGGUACAUCAACUCCUCAGUCUUGAUCCCCAAAACACAUUACAAGCAAAUCGACUUUGUAGGGGAAAAACUCCUUCAACAAAAACACGAACUAUUUACAAAGUCUGAUCAAAAUCCUGGAUAUUACAUGGGAAAGCUACGAUUUCCCGUGGGAUGUGGCGGGAAAGGGAAACACAACCAGCUUCUAAUCACUGGAAARGGAUCGGUGGUCACGUGUUUUACCCAAGACAAACAUUUGAUUCGUCUUGUGAGCAAAUACUACGAACAUCUCUGCAUGAAAUGGUAAUACUUCAAAUAUGGACAAUAUAUGAUCGCUAGAUAAAUAAACAUUUCAAUAAACAUUUGCAGAUUUUAUUGAUAGAAUUGAUAUAAUUAACAUACAUGUUAUACUGAUACUGCUUAUGGAGAAUUCUUGUCGUGUUUUAUCUCUUUGGGCUUCCUGUGGCAGUAACCUCCAUAGGUUCCAUACCCCUCACGUCCUAGACGUCUAGCCGCACAACUACUUGGAUGUUUUUAACUAGCACGACCGCGAUCCUUCAAAAAGCAGUAAAAUGUAAAACAUGCAACACAAAUUGCAUGGAUAAGAGAACGAAAGCGAAAAAAACAAUCGAUUUAUCGUCCAACGACUAUACAAAGAAAGUUAAUAUAAAUUAAGUCAUCUAUGAAAUAUUUAGAGAACUAUGUAUUUUAACAUAUUAUUCAAGCUCUAAAGAACAUUGUAAAAUAGAAAAUAAAGAACCGAAAACAAUCA
Messenger RNA from Exaiptasia diaphana, 1788 nucleotides. Its product is annotated as meteorin-like protein. The record is from RefSeq and is a predicted model, not a curated record. Lineage: Eukaryota; Metazoa; Cnidaria; Anthozoa; Actiniaria; Aiptasiidae. Gene Ontology annotation, molecular function: hormone activity.